UUUGCCCUGCAUAGAACUGUUCCAUACAGAUCACUAAAGGAAAUAACACCUCACUUUCCCCCCCAAGAUAAAGAUAAAGACACUGUGACACAAAAUGAAACAGAACGAGGAUGUUCAUGAGAGAAGGCUGGUGAGAUCUUUACAGACAUAUUGGCCCACAUUAAAGCAGGAUACUAGCAUGACGUUAAACAGUUCAACAACAGCAUACAACUGCACAAAGACAUGUGAAAACUCAUAUGAUGGAGACAGCUGGCUGCUUUGUGCAGUAUUACUUGCUUACACUUUAAUAUUUCUCAUCAUCAUAAUGGCUAUAAUAUGGUUGAAAAGAUGUCAGACCAUAAAGCGCAGCAUUAGGAGACUGCAGAACGCACAGCAGCAGGCAAAGCCUCGUUCAUUUGCUGAAACCGAUCCUUUAGAGCAAAGUUCUGAGUCUGAACAAAUAAUUACAAUCCAGCUGGAACAAGAUGCCUCUGAAUUUAUGCCGAGCACAACAUUAGCAAGUCCUUCGUUUAACAAAGCUGAUAUCACUAUGCAACAGCUCAUUAAAUCUGGAAAAGAAGGAAUGCUGUAUAAAGCGAAAAUGACACGUGGCACCAUCAGAGGCCACACCAUGUUCACCUGCAAGAUCUACAAAGACGCCGCUAAACACGAGCAAGUCCAAACAGAGGUUAGGAUCAUGCGGAAUUUAAACACACACUUGAAUCUGCUGCAGCUUUUAGACUGGGACAUUACAGACGUGCCCUAUAUGUUAAUUAUGGAAAACGCAGAGCAUGGCAGCCUACGCACCUUCGUUAGGUUAAAUAAAGAAAGGUUGUGCAAAGAUGCAGAGCUACAGCACCGCUUCACCAUUGCACUUUACCACAUAGCACAAGCCCUGGACCACCUGCACUCCAAAAUGAUACUGCACUGCAACCUGGCACUAAGGAAUAUCAUGGUUCACAGAUUUCCCCAUGAAGUAAAAGUGGCUGAGUUUGGAUUGGCCAGAGACAUAAUGAGGGGGCAGAGCCUCUCUGGAAGCUGCAAGAACACCAAACGAAUUCCCUUUAGAUGGUACCCUCCAGAAUAUUUCAAACAUGACUUCUACGAAUUUAAAGGAGAUAUCUGGGCUUUUGGAAUCGUCAUCUGGGAGAUGCAAACAUUUGGCACUGUUCCCUACCCUGACUUGAAAACAUCAGAGGAAGUUGUGAGAUAUAUAUGCACUGGCCGCAAGGUUCGAGACCCUGAAGAAUGCCGGCCAGAAAUGCUUCAGAUGAUGACAGAAUGCUGGCAGGAGCCCUACAUCAUGAGACCUUCCUUUUUGGAUAUUGUCAAAGUUUUGGAGAAAAUUCUGGAAAAUGAUCGUGACUAUGUGAAUAUAGAGAGCAGCACUUUCAUUGUAGCAGUGGAGUCUGAAGAUGGAGAUUAAUUAUUAUGACGGAUGUUAACAUCAGUUGCUGUAUGUCUCUCAUUCAAGACUUUUCACUAGAUACACUAUAUUGCCAAAAGUUUUGGGAUGCCUGCCUUUACAUGCACAUGAAUGUAAUAUUGCGUUGUCCCGCCCUUUGCAGCUAUAACAGCUUCAACUCUUCUGGGAAGGCUUUCCACAAGGUUUAGGAGUGUGUUUAUGGGAAUUUUUGACCAUUCCUCUAGAAGAGCAUUUGUGAGGUCAGGCACUGACGUUGGACGAGAAGGUCUGUCUCACAGUCUCUGCUCUAAUUCAUCCCAAAGGUGUUCUAUGGGGUUGAGGUCAGGACUCUGUGCAGGCCAGUCAAGUUCCUCCACACCAAACUCACUCAUCCCUGUCCUUAUGGACCUUGCUUUGGUCACUGGUGUGCAGUCAUGUUGGAACAGGAAGGGGUCAUCCCCAAACUGUUCACACAAAGAGCAUGAAAUUGUCCAAAAUGUCUUGGUAUGAAGCUGAAGCAUUAAGAGUUCCUUUCACUGGAACUAAGUGGCUGAGCCCAACCCCUGAAAAACACCUGAACUCAAUGAUCUGGAGGAGUGUCCCAAAACUUUUGGCAAUAUAGUGUAUGUGUAUAGGAAAUAAAGAUUUGAUGUAUGACUAUAUUCAUGCAUAACAUGUAAAAUAUUUACUGCUAGUUUUUGAAACAAAGAUCGUAUUAAAUAAAAUAUAUUAAUUACUAAAAAUAAUAAAGAAGAACUGAGCAGCCAUGGAAUGUCCCUGUAAUUAAAUUGUAAUUGAAAAUGGGCUUUUGCUAUUUAAUUUUAUAUAUGUCCAAAGCAUUUUAUAUACAAAAGGUGUAUAAUAUAUAUUAUAUUAAAAUUGUAUAAAAUAAUCAUUCUCAAAGUCAUCAUCGUUUGCAAAUUAAUGCUAGGCCUCUCAUAUUAUUUGGAGGCUACUAAGUAGAAUUUAUUGUAUCAUAUUUUAUCUUAUUGCAUUGUAGUAGAUUCAGUGAUAUCCUGAAAUAUCUAAUCUUUCCUUAUGAAUUGAAAAAUCAUAUCAUAUCGUGUGGAUUACUUUCACCUCUAUGUUGCAAUAAAAAUAAUGCUGAUUUGAUCAUUUUCAUGUUAUGGGUUGACAAGUUUGAUGACACAGUACAGGUUAUACACAGAUUGGGCAUAACAUUAUGACCACCUGCCUAAUAUUGGGUUGGUCCCCCUUUUGCUGCCAAAAACAACCCCGACCUGUCAAGGCAUGGACUCCACUAGAUCUCUGAAGGUGCAGAUGUUAGCAGCAAAUCCUUUAAGUCCUGAAAGUUCCAUGGGCCUCCAUGGCCUCUAUGGCCCCCACCUCGCAACUUAGAGUAUACUUACAGGACUUAAAGGACACUUUUGAUAGAUACUGACCACUGCAGACCGGGAACACCCCCACAAGAGCUGUAAGGAGUUUUGGAGAUGCUCUGAUCCAGUGGUCUAGCCAUCACAAUUUGUCCCUUCAUCAAACUCGCUCAAAUCCUUACACUUGUCCAUUUUUCCUGCUUCUAACAUCAACUUUGAGGACAAAAUGUUGACUUGCUGCCUAAUAUAUCCCACCCACUAACAGGGGCCAUGAUGAGGAGA
Molecule: messenger RNA, 3000 nt
Organism: Hemibagrus wyckioides
Lineage: Eukaryota; Metazoa; Chordata; Actinopteri; Siluriformes; Bagridae
Product: fibroblast growth factor receptor homolog 1-like
Exons: 12
Coding region: 95-1405 (436 amino acids)
Biological process (GO): positive regulation of kinase activity; multicellular organism development; cell surface receptor protein tyrosine kinase signaling pathway
Cellular component (GO): signaling receptor complex
Molecular function (GO): ATP binding; transmembrane receptor protein tyrosine kinase activity
Source: RefSeq, a predicted model, not a curated record